UACUACAUCCUGAAAAACCAGUUGAAUUAGGGUUUGAUUUGCCGCUUCGAUAUUGGAACAAUUCAAAAAACACUCCGUUUCAAUAAACUAUGCUUCUUUAAUAGGCACACUUUUUUUUCCCCCUCAACCCUCUUUUCAUUCCAGUUGCAUAUUCCUCUCCUCCUCUCUCUUUAUGUCUCUCUUUCUCUCAUGACUUGAUUGUUGAUUUCUAGUGCAUCUCCAAGAUGUUCUGCUUGAGUACAAUUGAACACACAUUGCGUUUACCCCCACAUCUCCUCAACCUUCCUCUUGAGCAAGCAAUUAAAUGUGUGCUUGAGGAUCUCUUCUUGGAUAAGGUUAUUGCGGAUUUGGGACUUUGUAUCUCUGUUUAUGAUAUUGAGUCCAUUGAUGGCGGUUUUAUCUUUCCUGGAGACGGUGCUUCAACCUAUACAGUUAAGUUCAGGCUGGUUAUGUUUUGUCCAAUUGUGGGAGAGGUCAUAGUUGCAAAACUUAAAGAAUCUGAUGCUAAUGGUUUACGAUUAUCACUUGGAUUUUUUCAUGACAUCUAUGUGCCUGCCCAUCUAAUGCCAAGUCCGAGCCAUUUUGAGCCUGAUCCAGAAAAGAAGAAUCAAGUGAGGUGGAUAUGGCAGUAUAAUGAUGACAAUUAUCCUAUAGAUGAAUUGGACGAGAUUCGGUUCCGAGUUGAGAGUGUAAAAUUUCCUUCAAUACCAGUUGAACAAGAAAAAGAUCCAAAGCCAUUUGCCCCCAUGGUGGUUAAUGGUACACUUGAUUGUGAUGGUGGUUUGGGUCCCAUUGCAUGGUGGGUAUAGCAGAGCUUCUUCAAAUUCUCUAAGAUAUUCAGUUUCUCAAGUAGCAAUGCUUUGCUGACAUCUUUUUGGCGACCUUGAAAAGAAAAAGGAGAGAAAAAACGAGAAACUACUGGCAUAUAUAUAUAUUGAAAUAUGGUCUUCAUUUAGCUCUUGUUAUAUUUCUCUGUUAUGUAUUUAAGAUUAAGAGGAAGAAAGAUCAAUGAAUAUAUUUCUUGGGAAGGUAAAAUCUUUGUUAGAAUAUUUCUGAAAUAAUUACACACGCACACACAUAUUUGCUUA
Messenger RNA from Cornus florida, 1088 nucleotides. RefSeq lists its product as uncharacterized. Gene Ontology annotation, cellular component: RNA polymerase III complex. The transcript has 8 exons. Gene Ontology annotation, biological process: transcription initiation at RNA polymerase III promoter; DNA-templated transcription. Bases 225 to 809 code for a protein of 194 amino acids. The record is from RefSeq and is a predicted model, not a curated record. NCBI's taxonomy places the organism in Eukaryota, Viridiplantae, Streptophyta, Magnoliopsida, Cornales, Cornaceae.